UUUUAUUUGUAUGGGCUUUACUAAACAACAAGCCAAAAAAAAACAAUUUAAACUGAAGAACAAAGCAACAACAACAACAACAAAAAGGGAAAAAGUAAAUGAAAAAAAGCCAAAAAGUAAAAUCGUCAAACAGUCAGUCAUUCAGUCAUCAGUCACUUAUACAGAGAUACUGACAACACAAACGUACCCGCUACUUAGGACAUUUGUCAUCACAACUUUUACGAGAUGAUCAUUUAAAAUUGAAUCUUUUAAAUUUGUAAAUUUUUCAAAAAUAAAAUUCACAUGACAUUUAUCAAAUUCGAUAUUGAUUCAUUAUCAUCGUCAUCAUCAUCAUUAUCAUUAAAAAUGGAUUUAGAUUCUUGUUCCAUUGAUUCACGUUCUAGAUCACCAAUUAUUAUUGGUAACAAUAAUAAUUCUUCAUCAUUAUUAAUGGCUGCACAACAACAAAAUUCAGCAACAUCCGGUCGAAUAUUAUUAAAUAUUCCAUGUAAAGUUUGUCAUGAUUAUUCAUCAGGAAAACAUUAUGGAAUAUUUGCUUGUGAUGGUUGUGCAGGUUUUUUCAAACGAUCGAUACGUCGUAAUCGUCAAUAUAUAUGUAAAGCACGUGGUUCUUCAGCCAAUCGAUGUUUGGUAGAUAAAACACAUCGUAAUCAAUGUCGUGCAUGUCGUUUGAAAAAAUGUCUUCGUGAAGGAAUGAAUAAAGAUGCUGUACAAGAAGAACGUGGUCCACGAAAUUCAACAUUACGGCGACAAGUUGCAUUGAACAUGUGUGCAGCACAAACAUCAAGUUAUGCUGCAGCCGCAGCAUUAGCUGCUGCUGCAUAUGCUGGUCAUCAUCAUCAUCAUCAUCAUCAUCCGUUUUCACAUUCAACAACAUCAACAUUUCCAUAUCCACAAUCAUCAUCGACAACAGUGGCCGCACCAGCAACAACAACAACAACUACAUUUCCAUUUCAAUCAUCUGCGUCCGCAUCUGCAUUUGGUCCACCAUCAUUACAAUCAUCAUCAUCAUCAUCUGCAUCAUCAUCAUUUUUUCCUUUAAUUCCUAAUUAUAGCGUUAAUAAUCAUUCAUCAUCAUUACCUCAUCAUCAUCAUCAUCAUCAGCCAAAUAUUAAAACAACAUUUGAUCCAUCGGAUUAUAUACGAUUUUCAGCAGCUGCUACUAUGAAUAAUCGAAAUCCCAGUCAUAAUAAUGAUCAACAACAAUCACCAAAUCAUAAAGAAUCGGAA
Molecule: messenger RNA, 1230 nt
Organism: Dermatophagoides pteronyssinus (European house dust mite)
Lineage: Eukaryota; Metazoa; Arthropoda; Arachnida; Sarcoptiformes; Pyroglyphidae
Biological process (GO): regulation of DNA-templated transcription
Molecular function (GO): DNA-binding transcription factor activity; sequence-specific DNA binding; zinc ion binding
Source: RefSeq, a predicted model, not a curated record